AUGAAUAUACCAGCUACAAGAAACGACCUCAUGGUAGUAAGUAUGGGUCCCCACCACCCAUCAAUGCAUGGUGUUCUUCGAGUCAUCGUUACUCUAGAUGGUGAAGAUGUUAUUGACUGUGAACAUAUUGCUAAAAACCAAACAAUUAUACAAUAUCUGCCUUAUGUAACGCGUUUGGAUUAUUUAGCUACUCUGUUCAUAGAAGCAAUAACUGUAAAUGGCCCGGAGCAGUUGGAAAAUAUUCAAUUAGUUAAAAGAAUGAAAUUGGCUGAUAUUAUGAUGAUACUAGUACAAGAUAUAAAUUCUUUUUCUGGAUUAGAGUUUUUUAAAGAGGUCUACGAAAUUAUAUGGGCCUUUAUUCCUAUAUUUACUCUUGUAUUGGGAAUCACAAUAGGCGUACUGGUAAUUGUAUGGUGAGAAAGAGAAAUAUCCAUAGGAUUGCAGCAACAUAUUGGACCUGAAUACUCCGGCCCUUUAGGAGUUCUUCAAGCUCUAGCAGAUGGGACAAAACUUCUUUUCAAAGAAAAUCUUCUUCCAUCGAGAGGAGAUACUCGUUUAUUCAGUAUCGGACCAUCCAUAGCAGUCAUAUCAAUUUUAGUAAGCUAUUCAGUAGUUCCUUUUAGCUAUCACCUUGUUUUAGCAUAUCUCAAUAUUGGUGUUUUUUUAUGGAUUGCCAUUUCCAGUAUUGCUCCCAUUAGACUUCUUAUGUCAGAAUACAGGUUAAAUAAUAAAUAUCCCUUUUGAGGUAGUCUACGAGUUCCUGCUCAAUCAAUUAGUUAUGAAAUACCAUUAAAUUUAUGUGUGUUAUCAAUAUCUCUAUGUGUGAUUCGGUGA
Ziziphus jujuba (common jujube) is the source of this 834-nucleotide messenger RNA. Its product is annotated as NAD(P)H-quinone oxidoreductase subunit 1, chloroplastic. Gene Ontology annotation, cellular component: membrane. Gene Ontology annotation, biological process: aerobic respiration. The record is from RefSeq and is a predicted model, not a curated record. NCBI's taxonomy places the organism in Eukaryota, Viridiplantae, Streptophyta, Magnoliopsida, Rosales, Rhamnaceae. Gene Ontology annotation, molecular function: NADH dehydrogenase activity.